GCGAAGCCAAAAGCCAAGCCGAAAACACGUGGUGCGCGAUUCAAUCAUGCCGGCGGACCUGUAGCUGUGUUUACAUCGCGUUUUCACUAUUUAUUUGUUGUUUUUUGAGUAGAUCUUAGCAGUUACAUCGGCUGCACCAUGAAUCCUACGUCAGAGGAAGAAAAGAAGAGGCUUACCGAGGAACUGAGCGACUGCACAGUCCGCCUUCUCAGAAUCUCUGAGCAGAGCUGUCGCCUGAAACACACAAAGCGCACCAAUUACCUCUCGUGGCCAGACUACUUCAUGUCCUCUGCUUACUUGGCAGCCAUGCGCAGCAAGGACCCUAACACACAGGUGGGCUGUGUGAUCGUCAACGAAGAGAACAGGAUCGUCGGAGCAGGGUACAACGGAAUGCCCAACGGACUCAGCGAUGACGAAAUGCCGUGGGGCAAGUCGAGCGAUUCGCCGGUCGAUACCAAGUAUCUCUAUUGCUGCCAUGCCGAGAUGAACGCCAUUUUCAACCGCAACUGCUUCGAGCUGCGUGGCUGCACACUCUACACCACGCACUUCCCCUGCAACGAGUGUGCCAAAAUGGUGGUCCAGUCCGGAAUCCGGCACGUGGUCUUCCUCUGCGACAAGCACCCUGAAGACCCGACCUAUGUUGCGUCGAGGCUCAUUCUCACAAAAGCCGGGGUUGACUUCAGGCAACUUGUUCCCGAGACUAAGAAGAUAGUAAUUGACUUUCAGCAAUUAGCCGCCUUCAAAGUUUGAUUGUUAUACUGUUACAUCAUCAACAUUAUUAAAUGAAUUUAGCCAUGACAUGAAGUGAAAUAUUAAAGUACUUU
Messenger RNA from Rhipicephalus sanguineus (brown dog tick), 824 nucleotides. Its product is annotated as deoxycytidylate deaminase. Bases 139 to 750 code for a protein of 203 amino acids. The transcript is spliced from 5 exons. The record is from RefSeq and is a predicted model, not a curated record. Gene Ontology annotation, cellular component: cytoplasm. Gene Ontology annotation, molecular function: dCMP deaminase activity; zinc ion binding. Gene Ontology annotation, biological process: dUMP biosynthetic process; dTMP biosynthetic process. NCBI's taxonomy places the organism in Eukaryota, Metazoa, Arthropoda, Arachnida, Ixodida, Ixodidae.